AAGAAAGAGAAUAUAUCUCACCAUCUAGAAAGAGAGAAACAAAGAGAUGAGGAACCAGAGGCUAGCUCCUAUCACUUGCUCCUCUUCAAAGACCAACAACACGAAGCGAGAGGAGCCACACCUCUCAGGGGCUUACAUUAGGAGCCUUGUGAAGCAUCUUAGCUCCACAUCUACGGCGAGAUCCAAAGACCACCAUCACAUCGCCAUGGGCACCAAAUCGCACCAAGAAGAGCAACAAGCCCCACAAACCACACCACCAUCUCUACAGCAGCAGCAGCCACACAAGAAGCAGGUGAGGAGGAGGCUCCACACGAGCAGGCCAUUCCAGGAGAGGCUACUCAACAUGGCGGAGGCGAGGCGAGAGAUCGUUACCGCUCUCAAGAUCCACAGAGCAUCCAUGAGAGAAGCCAAGGAGCAGCAGCAACAUCAACAACUUGUGCAACAAUUGCAGCAUCAGCAAGAGGUCCAGGUAGUGCAAGAUCAUAGGGUGGCUUUUAGUGCACCCAGCAUGAGCUCAUAUAGUUCUUUCUCAGAUUACUUGCACAGCAGUUCCCCAUUCGCACACACCACAGCAACAAGCAACAGUGGUUCCUCAUAUUAUUCAUCUCCUCCACUUCUCCCUUACCACACACCAGUAGUUGCACCCAUGGUUCCCAUGGUAGAUGCCUUAGAUCAGUUUCUGCCGCUGCCUACGCAGCCACUAGGGCUCAACCUCACCUUCGAUGGCUUUGGUGGUGGUGUUGCUGCCGAAGAUGCCAAGAACUGCACUGCUACUGGCCCCUUUGAUCCUCCUUCGUUGGUCCAACAAGCAUCACCCGCCUCCUCCUACUCUGUCUACUCCUCUCCGCCGCCGGCAACGAUGGUGAGCCAGGACAUGGCAUCCGUUGCUGCCGAGAACACCUCACAGUCGUUGCACCGGGUGCUGGACGAGGAGGAGAUGGCCGCGAUCCACUCGGCCGGGGAGCGGCAUGACAUCGAGUGGAGCGACACUGUGAACCUGGCCACGUCGGCGUGGUGGAGCAGGCUACUCGAGAGUGUGGAAGGCGACGGGGCCACGGCGGCGCAGCAAGCUAACACGGUGGACGCCAUGGGGAUGCAUCUGAGUGAUGAGUACUACGGCCAAGACGUGUCCUUUCCAUGUAUGGACAUCGGAGAGAUCAAAGGAUGGGACGCCCAGUGGUUAUCAUGACAUGCCGUCCAUCAUAUCUUAGGGGAGAAUUAACACUUGAACAUUUCACUGUACUCCCUCCGCUCCUAAAUAUAAGUCUUUUUAGAUUUCAAAUGGACUACAACAUGCGGAUGUAUGUAGACAUAUUUUAGAGUGUAGAUUCACUCAUUUUGCUCCGUAUGUAGUCACUUGUUGGAAUCUCUAGAAAGACUUAUAUUUGGGAACGGAGGGAGUACCUCGAAUAAUGGAAAUUAACGCUCCAUUUCAUCACAAGUAUAGUAUGCAGCAGUUACUCCUAUUCGGAUUGCAAAUACUUUUGCUUCGUGGAUGCAAAAUGCUUUCUUUCCUGCAUGUUCUGGGUAACUUUUGGAUCUCUACAAUUUCUGUUUUUGCUAUGACUUUGCCGUAGUUUGGUAGGAUCCUCACCGAACAACUAGUUAGCUAGGUCCGCAGGGACUGAUGCACGGAUCUGUAUGCUAAUGUGUGCAUAUUAUGAUCAAUGCAAGAAUUGACCACUCUAGCCGGCACUCAGCUAGAGAUCUACUACUAGGAUUCAUGCAAAUUUCUCGACUUUACUGCAACGAAUCGAAGUUACUACUUUGAGCCCAAA
Molecule: messenger RNA, 1778 nt
Organism: Triticum aestivum (bread wheat)
Lineage: Eukaryota; Viridiplantae; Streptophyta; Magnoliopsida; Poales; Poaceae
Exons: 2
Coding region: 47-1189 (380 amino acids)
Source: RefSeq, a predicted model, not a curated record